Molecule: messenger RNA, 6168 nt
Organism: Arachis ipaensis
Lineage: Eukaryota; Viridiplantae; Streptophyta; Magnoliopsida; Fabales; Fabaceae
Source: RefSeq, a predicted model, not a curated record
CCAAAACUCACUGUUCUUCUCUCCAUAGCAUUCUACCUGCUCUGCAAAAGUCCACGCUCAACAAAUGCCAAAUCCCCUCAUUCUCACUCUCACCUAACCACCAAGCAUGUCGUCAACGGCGUCAUCUUCUUCACAAAAGAAAGAACCCGGACUCAUGAAAUUCACUACUUCCUCCUAUCGAAACUGGACCUAUGACGUGUACGUGAGCUUCGACCGUACCACCAACAAAUUCGUCUCGGAUCUCUAUGCAAGGCUCAGCGCUGCAGGGGUUCGCGUCUUCAAGGACGAAAUGGAGCCCCGAAGCGGAGACCAGAUCCUGUUCAAUGCAAUCGAAGAUUCUAGAAUCUCGAUCGUGGUUUUCUCCAGAAGCUAUGGGGAUUCGAAGUGGUGGUUGAAGGAAUUGGAGAAGAUAAUGGAGUGUCGGAGCAGCAAGGGUCAGAAGGUUGUGCCUGUGUUCUACGGUGUUGAUCCGUCGGAAGCUGGGGCGGCGUUCGCAUACGGGGAACCGCUCAGGGAAGCUGCUUGCCUUCCGGGUUUUGUUACAUAUAUCAGCAGGGAGAGAGAUGAAGCCUUAGACAAUAUUGUUGAACAUAUCACUGCCUUUUUAGAUGGUAAGGAUCACUGGUUCACUCUGCCGAAUGUAGAGAAAUUGCAACCUCGGGUGCAGGAUUUAAUUCAAGUUCAACUGUUGAAUUAUGAUAAAGUUUUAAUACUUGGGAUAUGGGGAAUGGCAGGCAUUGGUAAAACAACCAUUGCCAUGGCUCUUUAUAAUCAAAUCUGUUACAGAUUCCAGAGGAGGAUGUUUGUUGACAAUAUCAGCGAGAGAUGUGAGCAGCAUAGUAUAGUUUCUUUACAGGAAGAGCUUUUUUCUUGUAUCUGCAAAACAACAGAAGAAACAAAAGAAGAAGCAACGAAAGAAGCAAAGGAAAAAGCAACAAAAGAAACAACAGAGGAAACAACAAAAGCAGCAGUGGAAGAAGCAACAGAAGAAGCAACGGAAGAAGAAAGGGAAGAAACUACUGCAGAAAAAGCAAAGAUUCAUGACAUUGAAUCAGGAAAGCUUUUAUUAAAGAAAAAUCUCAGCAAUAAAAAAACGCUUCUUGUUCUAGACGAUGUGACUGAACGAGACCAUUUAGAGGCAUUGUGCGGAAGUCGCGAGUGGUUUGGUCCUGGAAGCACAAUAAUCAUCACCACUAGGGAUAGGAGUAUGCUCAAGGACGCUGAUGAUAUAUAUACAGUGAAAGGAAUGGAUUAUGAUGAAUCUAUUGAGCUAUUUUGUUGGCACGCAUUCAAGAAUAAGGAAAUUCCUGCAGAAGAGUAUCGUGAACUUGCAGAAUCUAUAGUUGAGUACUGUGGGGGAGUACCACUUUUUCUUGAAGUAGCUGGAUCCCAUUUAUAUGGAAAGAUGAUAGAGGAGUGGGAGCCUGCAUUGGAAGAACUUGAGGAAAAUCCUCCUUAUAAAUUGCAGAGGUUUCGACAAGUGAGCUUUGAUAGUUUAAGAGAUGACUCGCUGAAGAAGAUAUUUCUUGAUAUAGUUUGUUUCUUUGUUGGUAUGAACCGGAACCAUGUUGUGAAAAUAUUGAAUGGCACUGGACGUAAUGGAGAAAAGGCCUUAAGUGCCCUUGAAGAUAAAUGUUUAGUAACUGUUGAUGGCAACCAGCUUCAAAUGCAUACCUUGAUAGAAGAAAUUGGAAGAGAAAUUGUUGAUGAGGAAUCACGUCUUACUCCCAAGCUAAGUACUUAUGAUGUAUUCUUGAGUUUCCGAGGAAAAGAUACUCGUGCAAAAUUCACCUCACAUCUCCAUGCGGCUCUCGAAAAUGCUGGAUUUUAUGUUUUCAAGGAUGAUGUUCAACUUCCAAGGGGAGAAUGGAUAUCAAUCUCACUACUGGAAGCAGUGAAAGACUCCAGAAUGUCUAUUAUUGUGCUGUCUACAAAUUAUGCUGGUUCAAAAUGGUGUCUGGAAGAGUUAGAGAAUAUAAUGCAGCUUCAAAGAACCACAGCUCACGCAGUCGUGCCAAUAUUCUACGGUGUAGAUCCCUCGGAAGUACGUCACCAAAGUGGUGUAUUUGGACAAAAAUUUAAUGAUCUUUUAAGAAGUCACCCAGUGGAGGAAGACAAGGAGAAAAGUUGGAGGACAUCACUCCGUCAAGUUGGUAGCCUUUCAGGAAUUGUUGUGGUAAAUUCCAGGAAUGAGAAUGAGGAUAUCAAGAAGGUUGUUGAAGAUGUUACUCAUUUGCUUGACAAGACAGAAUUGUUUGUUGCAGACUAUCCGGUGGGAGUAACAUCUCGUGUGCAAAAUGUGAUCAAUCUAUUGAUGGAACAACAAUCAAAAGAUGUUUUACUUCUUGGGAUAUGUGGCAUGGGAGGACUUGGUAAAACAACCAUUGCCAAAGCACUUUAUAAUCAACUUAGUCGCAAAUUUGAUUGUAAGUGCUUCCUACUAAACAUCAGGGAAGUUUGGGAGCAAGAUAAUGGUCAAGUUUCUUUACAAGAUCGUCUCCUUUCUGAUAUUUACAAAACAACAAAGAUACCGAUACGUAGCACUGAAUCAGGAAAACUUGAAUUGAAGAAUCGACUUUGCCACAAAAGGGUACUUCUUGUUCUUGAUGAUAUAGAUAAAGUGGAGCAAAUGAAUGCAUUGUGUGGAAGUCAUGAAUGGUUUGGUUCCGGAAGCUGUAUAAUCAUCACAACAAGAGAUGAGCAUCUGGUUAAAAUGCGUGGCGUUGAACCUAUAAUUUAUAGAUUGGAUGAAAUGGAUGAUAGUGAAGCUAUUGAGCUUUUUAGUUGGCAUGCAUUCAAGCAAGCAUAUCCAGACACAAAUUUUUCUGUCCUUACUAAAGAUGUAGUUGCAUAUUCUUCUGGACUGCCACUUGCUCUUGAAGUUCUUGGGUCCUAUUUGUGUGAUAGGGAAAUCGAAGUGUGGAAGAAUGCUUUGGAGAAACUAAAAAGGAUUCCCAAUCAUAAAAUACAGGAGAAGCUGAGAAUAAGUUUUGAUAGUCUUAGUGAUGAUACUGAGAAAGAGAUAUUUCUUGAUAUAGCAUGCUUUUUCAUUGGGAUGGACCGAAGUGAUGUUAUUCAGAUAUUAAAUGAUUGCGGACUUUUCGCUGAAAUUGGAAUCAGUGUCCUUAGAGAGCGAAGCCUUGUAACUGUUGACAGCACAAACAAGCUUGGAAUGCAUAAUUUGCUAAGGGACAUGGGAAGAGAAAUAAUUCGCGAGGAAUCACCAGAUGAACCUGAGAAGCGUAGUAGAUUAUGGCUUCAUGAGGAAGUCCUUCAUGUAUUAACAGAAUACAAGGGAACUACAACUAUCACAGGACUGGCUUUGAAGUCACCAAGGACGAAUCCAAUUUCAUUGAGCACAAAGGCAUUUGAAGAGAUGAAUAAACUCAGAUUGCUUCAGCUCGAAAAAGUACAACUUGAUGGAGAUUUCAAAUAUAUUUCUAGAGAUCUUAGAUGGAUGAGUUGGCAUGGAUUUCCUUUGAGUCACAUUCCUAAAAACUGCUGUCAGAAAGGUUUAGUAGCCAUUGAGUUGGAAUAUGGCAAUCUCAAAAUAGCAUGGAAGCAGGCUCAGUUGUUGAAUAAGCUGAAAAUUCUGAAUCUCAGUCAUUCUCAUCAAUUGAGAGAAACUCCAGACUUUUCAUACUUACCUAACCUUGAAAAGCUAAUACUUGAAGAUUGUUCGAGUUUGUCUUCGGUUUCCCAUACCAUUGGACAUCUCAAUCAACUUCUUCUGAUAAAUCUGAAAGAUUGUAAAAGCCUUCGUAGCCUUCCGCGAAGCAUCUAUAAGUUAAAGUCACUCAAAACUCUCAUUCUUUCUGGAUGCUUAAUGAUUGACAAGUUGGAAGAGGACAUGGAACAGAUGGAAUCUUUGACAACCUUGAAGGCAGAAGACACUGCUAUAACACAAGUUCCAAAUGCACUAGUAAGAAUGAAAAAUAUUGGUUAUAUAUCUUUGUGUGGCUUUGAAGGAUCGGUUCGGGAUGUUCUUCCAUCUAUCAUUUGGUCAUGGACCUAUCCAACAAAUAACGUGUCAUCUCUGUUUCAAAAUACUCUCCAUCAUCUAUCAUCUAUGAUCAGCAAACUUCCAAAGCGUAGUAGUCUUUUGUUGGAAUCCGGUCUGCAACUUGAGAUACCUGAAGAUGUGGUCUUGAAAACCUUAGAUGCUACAAAUUGCAAGAUAACUAAUCUUGAUGAAAAUGCUUCCGUCGAUGAUAUCACAGAAGAUGAGAAUGUGACUGUUUUGGAUUCUGAUGAUAUGGAGACUGAUAUGAAUGAAAAUGUUUCUGAUUUUGAAGAUAUGGCAGUUGACAGAAAUGCUGUUGUUUCUGAUAUGCUAACAGAUAAAAGCAUUGAUAUCAUUUCCAAUGGAGGUGAAAGUAGAAUUAGCAGAUUCUCCAGACUUCGUUCUCUUGUUCAUGUUGUUCUAAAGGCACGACUAUUUUGGUUUGGUUUUAUUGCUAUCCUAAUUUGGAUCACAUGCAGUUAUUCUGAAAAUCAAGAAUGUUCAACCUCAUUUCAAGGUCAGAAGUUGUCUCUGCUGCUUUGUCAACACAUUUAUACACUUAAUAAUUCACUAUUUGACAUCCAAUUUAGCUUUCCCAUAUGUCAGCACACACCCACUUUUAAGGAAGCAGAGGUAAUUCCCAAUAAGCAAGUAGUGAAGUUGUUAGAGGAGGAAAGUAAAAGAAAGAGUAAACUCUCAUAUAGUCAAAGAGUUGUGGAGCCUCCGCCGGAAAGUAAAAACAUCGAAGCAUCGGCAACCAUCAAGAACUCCAGGCCAAAGUCUAAAGGAGAUAUGCCUUUAGUUAAGACAUAUCCACCUGCAAUUGCUUCAUUGUCUAACUCUCAAGAGAUGUCAGACAAUUCAGAGUAUGAUAGCAAUACUCAAAAUCAAGAUGAACUGCUUCAGACUCUUUUUGCUUCAAAUCCUAAAGAUGAUGAACUUGCAUUGAUUGCUGAUCCUACAUCACUAAUCACCACUCAAGAAGACAAUGAUUUGCUUGCAGAACUAGAACAAAUCUUGUCAGAGAGCUAUGUCUUGUCCGCGAAUAAGGUCACUUCUGCUACUUCUGUUUCUGAACUUCAAAGUCUUCCAUUGAUUGCAGUCAUUCAAAAAGUACAACUACUUUUGGAUAAUGAACUAGAAGCUUUGGUAGCAGAUAAUGACAUUAGAAAACAGCUUCUUGACUACUUAGCUCAUCUGGUUCAAAUGAAGUCACAAGUCCCUACAAAUAUUCAGAAGUUGGUCAAGGAGAUUAAGGAAUUUUAUGAAGGUUUUCUUGGUAACUUUCCACCUAUUCAAGAAGUCUUGGACAAUCAUCAAAGGUUAAUUGACACUAAGAAUAGACUUGAGGAGGAGCUGGAAAUAGCUAAGGCAAAGCAGGCUCAUUUUUCGUCUUCAAUUUCUAAAGGGAAAGUGAGGAUCAAUGAGAUGUCAAAAGAGAUCAAUGAGUUGGAGGUGAAACUUAAAGCCUUAUAUGACAAGAGAGACAAAUUAAAAUCCACUGUGAAACUUUGUGAGGUUGAAACUAUGAACAUCAAUAGGAAAGCUGUCACUUGGGUGAAAGAAACUGAAGAGGUUGUGAGCACUCUUAAGGCUUCAGAGUCUUCCUUCAAAAAUGCUGAAUCUUCAAAACAUAAUUAUGAGAGGAAGCUAAGUGAAUUGAAGCGAGCUCUUGGCAAAAAUAAACAUUAGAAUAUUCUUCAUUUUGUAAUUAUUCCCUCAGAAAAGCUCUACAUCCAAGUCAUUUAUCUAACCAAGUCCAACCAGUUUGUUAUAAUGUGUUUCUCGUUCAAGCGCUGCUGCUUCUUCUUCGUACUUCUUUUUCUUCUUCUUCUUCUUCUCUUACAUCGCUGCUGCUACUGCCUCUUCUUAUUCUCCUCAUUUUUUCCCAUCUUUUUCUUUUGUUAUCAUUGUCGUUGUCAUUGCCUCCUCCUCUUCUUCCUCCUUCCUUUCUCAUUUGAAUUUAUUCUCUUCCUUCCUUUUUCUCCCCCUCCAUCAACAUCAUCGUCGUCGUCGUUAUCAUCAUCGCUACUGACUACCUCUUCUUAUUCUCCUCCUUUUUCUUCAUUUUUCUCUUUCGUCAUCGUCAUUCUCAUCGUCGUCACCACCACCACCACCUCCUCCUUUUUCUCCAAUUUUCUUUUUCAUUUGAAUUUAUUCUCCAA